Molecule: messenger RNA, 1557 nt
Organism: Aegilops tauschii subsp. strangulata
Lineage: Eukaryota; Viridiplantae; Streptophyta; Magnoliopsida; Poales; Poaceae
Source: RefSeq, a predicted model, not a curated record
AUGGGCAUUGAUAAGAAGAAGAUAAAGCGGCAAAAACAGGAAUGUACCAAUAGCACGCCAGGCCAAGAUGAACUCCAACAGGAGGAUGGAGUCAACGACCCCAAAAACAAGAAUGAACGCAACAAACAAAGCAACCUCACAACAGACAAUGCUACAACAACAACUACCCCAACACAAGCACAAGAUACGAUCGACGUCAGAACCAGUGAAGAGGCUCAGCUAGAGAACAAUCAAGUCAGCAGUCUCGCCAACCAAAUGCAAGAGGCUGACCCACAAUCAACCGUUAGCAUAACAAACGACAAAGAAGAAGAAAACAACGAAGAGGAGGUAUCACAAGCACUGCAAGACCAAGAGACAACCCGUGUUGAAAAUGAACCCCAUAGUGAACCUCAAACAGACGAAGGCGUCACAGAACAGGAAGUUUGUGUACAAGAGAUUUCCAGUGCCACAACAUUGCAGAUCACCAUCACGAGUACAAAGGAGAAAGCCCAAGACAUCCCAGCCGAUGAGAAACUAGAGACUGUUAUACCUGACAAAGAAACAGUCGAUGCAGACACGAAUAACCCAGUCAUCAACACAGAGGAAACAAACGAGUACGUUGAUCUCGAAGAUCAAGAAGCAACACAACCAAAGGAAACUCGAAAACACACAGAACUUCAAACAACAACAUCUGAAGAGGAAGAGGAAGCAAGCGAAAGCUCUGCCAUUGAACAAGAAAAACAAGAGGACAACACGAGACAAGGAGAAGCCGUAGUUCUAGCAGUAGACAGUCCUGCAACUCAAGAGAAAGAGGCACAAGAAGCUCAAGAGAGCACCAACAAUCAAGACCAUCAAACACAACCAGACGAGCCCAAUGAACAACCCGAACAUGUUCUUCAAACUGUAGACAAUAAUGCCACUGAAGACGAAGCCAUAAAAAAUUCACUCACCAAACAACAGGUACCAGAGACAGCGGCAGCGUCAACGAUUGAAAAGCUGCAAGAAAAAAACAAGGUCAGUGACAAUGAACAGCAAAAUAAAGAGCAAGAGAAGGACCCAAAACCACCACUCAACGAAGAACACACAGAGGAGACUAGUGAGCAAAAGGAGGGCACUGAAGAAGGGCAACAUGUUCUUCAAACGGCAGACAUCAACGUCACAGAAGACCAAGCCCCAAAAUAUUCACUCACCGAAAAACACGUAGCAGAGACGGCAGCAGCGACAACGACUGAAAAGUUACAAGACAAAAACGACGGCAGCGGCGAUGAACUACAAAAGAAAGAACAAGAAGAUGCCCAAAAACCUGCACUCAACAAAGAACAAGCACAACAGUCAGCUGCAGCAACGAGAACAGUAGGAGAGACAAUAGAAGCAGCAACGAUUGAGGAGAAACACGAAGAACGCAACAACGGAGAUACAACCAAUGAAGCAAACACACGGAUUGUUCUAGAGAAAGAACCAGAAACUAUCGAAGAAAACCCUACACCAUCGUACGAUGCCAAUUCCCCUGGCAGAGAGGUCAGUGCCAACCAGGUCGAGACUGGAAAAAAGACGGAAAAGACCACCGGCAAGACAUGA